Molecule: messenger RNA, 2613 nt
Organism: Microsporum canis CBS 113480
Lineage: Eukaryota; Fungi; Ascomycota; Eurotiomycetes; Onygenales; Arthrodermataceae
Product: HbrB
Exons: 1
Coding region: 1-2613 (870 amino acids)
Biological process (GO): TORC2 signaling
Cellular component (GO): TORC2 complex
Source: RefSeq, a predicted model, not a curated record
AUGAAGCCAGUGAGCUCUCCUCAGCGCCAACAGGACCGCCCUGCUCCUCUGCCGCCGACUCCCUCCUCGGAGACACAGGCGCGACGUGCCAGCUCGUCCAGCAGCGGUGCCUCUUCCACAACCUCGAACCAGACAACCCUCAACGUCUCAAAGCGAUCUCUCUAUGGCCUGAACCACCAGCCGCCGCAGCAGUCUACCUCUGCCGGCCAGCCGUCUCAUUCCCCCUCGACGGGUGCCGGCAGCGUCAAUGGCAGCAACACCUCGCUGUCUGGUGCGCUGCGGCCCCAAAACGAGCCUGUCCAGCGGCGGGCAUCGCCUCUGGCCCCAUCAGCAUCGUCUGACACUCGAGGUUUCCGUUCACGCCACCAUUCUCAGGGCUUCUUUGAGCCAUCUCUGCCCACAGCCUCUCAGAACUCGGCCGUCUCUGCCUCGAGAAUCGCUGCCCAGGCCGCGAUGCAGCACCAGACCGAGCAGCAGCAGCAGCAGCAGCACAUACGAAACAGAUCGCAGACAAUACCACCGCAACAGGAGAGUGGGAUCGCGGCACGGAGAGGUGCCAGGGAGUCGCCUCCUCCGAUACAGGUAAACGCCCUCAGACCUCAGAUGUCUGUGCCUGGCCAGCUGAACUAUCAGAACGGCUCGGUUGGAGGUCGCGCAGCGGCAGCUACAACUGCUGCGAAUGUCGCCUUUCCCAGAACUCCCACGCCCCAGAGUGUCCUGCCAACGAUGUCCACCACCAUAACUGGAGGAGUGACUGACCGCGCUGAGCCUGGCCAGAAGCAGAAGAGUGAAAAGUCCAAGAUGAAGCUGUUCUCCAAGCCAAAACAUAUUGGCAUGUCUAGAGAUAAAGAAGACAAAAAGGACAAGACCAUGCCAUCACCAAGCAAACUAGCCUCUAGGAUAGUUAAUGCGUCGACGGCCAGUCUGAAUGACGGCGGCGGCGGCGGCGGCAAUAACAAUAAUAACAACAAUAACAAUCUAUCGACAAACAAUCUAUCUCUUUACUCUCUGGCAAACUCCUCCGCUACUACUGUUGUGCCUAUUGAGCGCCAUUCUCUAGAUGAAGACAGAGGCAAAGAAAAGGAGAAACACAGACAUCACUUUCUCUCACGGCAGAAGCUUAAGCUAAAGGACAAGGACGACCACUUCCACCUCCCUCUAUCCUCUGCUAACAGCAACUCACGUCCUCUGGAUCCCAGUGCACCUCAGUCUCUCUACUCCUUUGCACCUUCGUCUCCGGCGGUUUCAACCUUUGGAAAAUCUAUGAGCGGCCUUGACCUGAGACACGGCGGUCGAGCUUUGAGAGAGAAGAAAAAGGAGGAAAAAGCAUCUGCUGCCGCCGCCGCCGCUGCUGCUCAACAGGACGCGAUGAUGCGAGAAGGGGAACACCAGGCGGACUGGUCUGGUGCUGCGUCGGUUACGGGUUCUACGGUGAACUUUGGCGGGCCAUCUUCUUCCCUGGGGAGUGCUCAGGGGGGUAUCCUGCCGGGCAACAAUGCUGCUAUCCAGGAGAUUCUGCAGGGGUUUGGUCUUCAGAAUAUGACUCCCGAUGACGCCUGGGACUUCCUCAAGGCAAAACUACUCGUCUUGUUUGAAGGCGAGGACGUUCGAAUCGCGUUGGAGGACCUCAACAAGCUCGUCAGAGUGCACAUACAGUGCUGUGUCCAGAAACACAUGCCUCAUGAAGUCGUUGAAGACCUUCGUGACCUGCUGCAGACCGGGUUUGCCUCUCUCAACUACUCCAUCUUCAAGGUGCCAGAGGAGAAUAUCAUUCCACACCUCGUCAACGUAUGGAUCUUCGCCUUUGGAACGAUCUUGCCCUUCAUCCAGGCCACCUUCUUACCGCUUGAUCUCGAGUUCAAGGGCCACGGCUCGAUCAUGAAUGUUCGUGAAGCAAAGGAAUUCUGGGGAGCCAAACCUGGCUCUGGGGAUACCUCUGCCUCCAUUGGUGACGAACUCGACGUCCGCAAGAUAGUCCUCACCUCGUUCCGCGACAACGUCAUCUUAACCCGAUACGAAGUCUUGAAAGCGGCCUUCUCCCGUCUUAGCCUAGAGAAGAUGAAUGCCAAUAUCAACGGGCCGCCUACUGCGACCUUGCACGGCACCGCAGCCAGUGCCAGUCGGCCAAGCACAUCUGCAGGCUACGAAACCGGAGUUGGAAGCUAUAACUCACAGCCGCCUCACCUUAACGCCGGCAGCUUCUCUUCUGAGUCCGCAAUCGCGUCUCUCUCCCGAGCUCGCGCGAUAUCCAACACGUCUUCUAACCCGGAACACACUUACCCGUCGUCUUACUCCUCUUACUCUCCAUCUCAGCCUUCUAUCCUAGCUCAGACCCACCACUCAACUAACCAUCCGGCACCACCACAACCACCACCUCUGGAUCCAUCCCACAUCACCGAGACGGCUGGGCGUAUGCUUCAGUGUAUCUGCGUGCUGGCCAGUGUCCAAAGCGAUGACGAGGCGCAGCAAAAGAUUGAAGAGCUGAGCAAAGCCCUCAAGCACAACUGGUUAGGCCGUGGCAGAACAGGCCGCAACCGUCGAGGCUUCGUCGGAACCAAGAUUCGUCCACCUCCACCCCCUCGUAAGGAAAGCAGCGAGCAAGCUGAGCACUAA